ACUCGGCGCCACCGGCAGUCGCUUCUUCUCCCCUCUUUGCCUCAUCUUCGUCUCCUUUCUUUGUCGUCGUCGUCGGAAAUUCGCCAAGACACAAAUUGCACCAUUCUACCAAGAUUUCUUCUUCUCUUCCCCGUUCCCCCUCCUGUUCUGUGAGGAACAUACCUUACUAAACUUGAAAAUCAAACUCCACGACGCCCAACAAAGUUUGCUUGGCUCAGUCGUUAUUUGUUGUUUAAAAUUUCAGAAAUAGAGUUCUGAUCUCGUGAGAGUAAUUAUUGGGUGGAUAUUUUGUCCUUACGAAUGAGCAAUAUCGUUAAGUGUUAGUACUAAAGAGGAGAUUAGUUCUUUGAACGUGAACGGUAUUAUGGCCGAUAAGUUUGCAGCAAACGACUUAGUCUUCGCUAAAUUAAAGGGCUUCCCACCAUGGCCAGCCAAGAUAAUGGAACGAGCUGGUGGAACUGGAAAGGAUGAAAAGUAUCGCAUAAUGUUUUACGGCACUCAUGACGAGGCGACUGUAAAGUGGGAUCAGAUCUUCCUCUAUACUGCUGACACUAGAGCAAAAUAUGGCAAACCAAUGCGCAAGUCGCAUUUUAAAGAGGCCAUGAUUGAAAUUGAUGCAGAUGCUGCUGCUGCUGCCGCUGCCAAAGGGGGCAAUGAUAAGGAAGAGGAGGCUGAGGAGCAAGGAGCAGAAAUGGCUCCUGAGGGGUCGCUUGAUGAAAAUGAGGUUGAAAAUGCUAAAGAGAAAGAUAGUGAAGGAGAGUUAACGAUUGAUGAAGGUCCCCCUUCACUCCCUCCUCCAGUUCUAAAACGUGAAAUAGCGAAACCUGAUUUACCCGCUGAAAUUACUGGAAAUAAAGCCAAGCGACCAAGAACGCUCAAUAAACGAGAUUCCGUCAACGUUUUGCCGUCACCCUCUACCCCUGCAGCAAUUGUAUCAACACCUGCAACUCCUACGACACCAGAUUCUGGUCAACCUGGCACUGAAAUUGUUAGCAGAAGUGGUCGCAAGAUUAAACCCAAGCGGUUUGCAGAUGACGACAUUUCGACGACAGGUCCUAAAGGAAAAACUGGAGUGGACGAUGGUCAGCCUGUUGUUAAACGAGCAAAACGAGGUUCUACUACUGCUGCUGCUGCUGCGUCUGUUGCUACUACUGCCACCACGUCUGCUAAAUCUGGAAAUUCGUUGAAAGCUGAAUCUGAAGAUGCGACAUUACUUGACAAGAGCGAAGACAGUGAAGUUCCUUCGAAGAGUAAAGUUGGAACGCCUUCAAAGGCUAAACCUACAGCCUCUGAAGAUGGGAAUUCUAAAGGUCCUUCAAACAUAAAAGUUCUCCCAAAACGAGCAGUGUCGACAGGAAACAAACAAUCAUUGGAGCCCACUGUACCCAAAACACCCACAACUCCGGUGAGGAAAUCAGAGCGACAGACUAGAUCUAACAGUGUUGAUGAAAAAGAAGAAGUUGCAGCUACUCUUCCAGAGUCUUCUUCUAGAGUCCCAGACCUAGAUGAAAGUGAAGUUGACAAAGAAAAUUCAAAUGGCGAACAACCAGACCCAGAGGCAACGGUUGUUAAUAAUAGCGAUGAGAACAAAUUUGCCAAACCUAGACCACCCAAAGACCCUCCACAUGUUCCAGAGAGGAAGAUUCGCAUUUCAACCAAAAACGGUCUUAAAAUUGAAGUGAGCUUUGAUGCAAAAAAUCCUGACAGCAGAAAUGACGACGAAAACAAAGCGUGGCAAGCUAUUGCAACGCAAAAUGUGAGAAAAGUAAUUGAAGAUCUCAAGGAAGGUGACGCAGAAUCUCAAGAUAUUAUAAACAGUGCUGCAGAAUGCAUCCCAUCGCUCACGGUGGUUGAAACAAAAUCUCGCGAAAAAUUAUCAUCACAGCUUAAGUUGUUGCGAUUGGAAGGCGAAGUGAUUGAAAUAAUUGGUGAGAUUGUUGGUUGUUUGGGUGUCCACUCUGCAGAUUGUAUAAGAGCCAUAGAUCUUAUGGACCGUCUUGAAGAACACAAAUUGAAUCCACUAAUGCUAAAGAAGCACCCGGAAGUAGUUCACACAAUUCAAAAGUUGCGUUCUUACGUGGGCAAUGUUGAAAUUUGGGGAUUCAAUACAGCGCAAAGGGAGGAAUUUGCUAUUUAUGCUGAAGAAAUUCGACGCAAGGCUGUUUCGAUUUUCAAUCAUUUCCAAGAACUUUUUGGAAUCGACUCAUCCGAGACAUUUGCUGAGAUCUUCCAGGAGGAAGUGCGAAAAUUUAAGGAUCAGGUCGAUCAAUUUUCGUUGAAAAAAAUGUUGGGACUUACUGAAGAGAAUGGAGAACUACGCGAGUUGGCAAUGGAUUUGAAUGGCGACGUCGAAUGCGAUCUAGAUACUCAAUAAUCAUCUUACUUAGGCAUGUGUAAAAAAAAUAAGAUUACGGCAAAAGCUUUUGCCUAGAUAUGCAAAUAUGGAGGUUCAUUAGCAUGUACGUUGUUUUGCAUUGUUCCAGUUUAGUUUCAAUUGUUAUUGUUCAUAGCCUAACUAAUCAAUUAAUUAAUUAUUAUUAUAAACCAUGAAAAAGGUUUAGGUUUAAUAUGUACUUGUAACGCCUUUACCUCAUUGUGUUUUUACCUGAUCGAUAUCUUUGUGUUUCGUUAAAUAAUGCAUACUUAUUAGGCUCAGUAUUAUUUAAGUUAAUUGGAUUUGUAGUUAUAUUAUUGUUACGUGCACUGUACUGUACUGACACUGUACAAUGCCAUCCACAAACUAAAAUAAUAAUCGGGAAAUGAAGGCACA
Messenger RNA from Folsomia candida, 2770 nucleotides. Its product is annotated as hepatoma-derived growth factor-related protein 2. The coding region runs from base 365 to 2374 and encodes 669 amino acids. The record is from RefSeq and is a predicted model, not a curated record. Gene Ontology annotation, cellular component: nucleus. NCBI's taxonomy places the organism in Eukaryota, Metazoa, Arthropoda, Collembola, Entomobryomorpha, Isotomidae. The transcript has 11 exons. Gene Ontology annotation, biological process: regulation of transcription by RNA polymerase II. Gene Ontology annotation, molecular function: double-stranded DNA binding; transcription coregulator activity.